Messenger RNA from Daphnia magna, 1289 nucleotides. Its product is annotated as pleckstrin homology domain-containing family A member 3. The record is from RefSeq and is a predicted model, not a curated record. Gene Ontology annotation, biological process: receptor recycling; retrograde transport, endosome to Golgi; endosome organization. The coding region runs from base 344 to 1009 and encodes 221 amino acids. The transcript has 5 exons. Lineage: Eukaryota; Metazoa; Arthropoda; Branchiopoda; Diplostraca; Daphniidae. Gene Ontology annotation, cellular component: early endosome; recycling endosome; trans-Golgi network.
UUCCAGCAACGCUUUGCUCAAAGGGACAGUGAAAAACGUUAGUAGUGUGUUACCUAACCCGACAUUAAUUCGGCGCUCAUUUAUGUGUUCGAAGUUAUCGUGACCAUAAAUUACCGGUAUUUGUUGAAACGAAGCUUGAAAUUAUCAGGCAGAAAGACAGAAAUAAAAAACCGACAAUGGUUAGCAUAUCUAGCUGUUGUUCUAGCCAGUUGCAGACGUAAACAACAAGCGAAAAACACAACAUUGCUGGGGGCAAUUUUCAAUACGUGUCACUUAGAAAAAGUACACAGGCUAGUUUAUAACGCCACAUCAGCAACACUCGACACGGAAAUCGAAGCACGACAUGGAAGGAGUCCUAUGGAAAUGGACAAAUUAUUGGACAGGCUGGCAACCACGCUGGUUUGUGCUCGACGAUGGGAUCUUGGUUUACUACAAGUCUCAAGAGGAAGUGAACCAAGGAUGCAAGGGGUCACUUAAAAUUAGUGCUUGUGAAAUCUCAGUGAGCCAAACAGAUCCUUUUCGACUUGACGUAACUGUUCCAGGGGAACAACAUUUCUACCUGAGGGCUUCCACAUCACAUGAAAGGCAGCAGUGGCUUGUUGCACUUGGUAGUGCCAAAGCCUGUGAAGGGAUGACAAAGGAUGCCACUAUUGAACCAGUGUACCUCCCAGUUUCUGAAGAAAAAAAUAAUUUAAAAUCAAAGCGAAGUGAAUUGAGGCUCUACUGUGAUUUAUUGAUGCAGCAAGUUCAUUCAGUAAAACAUGCAGCUACACAAGCACCACCUGAUAUUGAGAAAUUGGACGAAUCCACACAUUUACUGACAGCCACUUGCGACACCUUCAUUUCUACACUGGAAGAAUGUUUGCGGCUUGCUAAGGCGGAGUUUACCUACCAGUUGCCCCAUACACAUCCUUCAGUCGACAAGCCUAACAAUGGCUACAGUUAUGACCCACCCCAUUCUCCAGCACCCGUAUCGCCGUCCGGUAGGAAAACUUCACGUUCUAAGUAGAAAUAAAUGUGAAAAAGAGAAAACAAAAUUUAGAUAGCAAAGAAAUCUCUCUCAGCCUUGAAUUCGUUUGCCAACUAUUAUACCAUUCCAAACGUUGAGAACAAUGGCGACAACAAAAACAAAACAAAAAAAUAAGAGAAACUUUAUCAUGAUAACUCUUCAUCACUCUUCCUCUCUAGUCAUCGAAUAUGGCAUCUUUAUUCGGCCAAUUUACCCUUUUUUGACAUAAAAUUACAUUUUUUAAAUACUCUUAAAGGACAAAUAGAACUUUGAACUUUGA